CUCUCUGGUCAUCUCGUACAAAUGUCUGGUGUUCUAACUUCUGUGGUUAUUGGUGCUAAAGCCAAGCAUACAGCUACGGUUGUGUGGCUUCACGGCCUCGGUGACAGUGGAGCUGGUUGGUCGUUCCUCGCAGAAGAACUCUCACCUUUGUUUCCCUUUGUGAAAUGGAUCUUGCCUAACGCACCUACCAAGCGCAUCACGCUGAAUGGAGGUUAUCCCAUGCCUGCUUGGUUUGAUAUCUUGGGUUUGGACCGAUCCAGUUUGGAACAUGAAGACCAAAAGGGCAUGCUCGAGUCAAUGGCUGCAGUGAAUCGCGUUAUUCGAGAGGAAGUUGAUAGUGGUAUUCCUGCCGAUCGUAUCGUUUUGGGCGGUUUUUCUCAGGGAUGUGCUCUUUCCCUGUUGAGCGGUUUGACCUCUGAAUAUAAGCUUGCCGGUAUUGUUGGAUGCAGUGGUUGGCUUGUGAUGGCUGACAAGAUCAAAUCGAUGGUUGCUGAAGCGAACAAGAAGACGCCCAUUUUAAUGUGCCACGGCGAUGCAGAUACUGUGGUGCAGUACAAGUUUGGCCAAGAAUCGGCUGAUCACCUGAAGCAAAUGGGCUAUAACCUCACUUUCAACACCUAUCCCGGUAUGGCUCAUUCGGCAUGCCCCAAAGAAUUAAUCGACAUCUCGGACUUUUUGAAACAGCGUUUCGCAGCCUAGACUAUGUAAUUAUACACCCAUGUGCAUCCAUCCUUCCAACCAAGGGAAAAUAUAUAUAGAAAAGAAGCGCAAAGGAACUUCUGUACCAUGAUUCAUUAUCUUUCGGAUUGUACCACGGAAGUGUUGCAAAUCGGUCUGGAGAGGCACAGUUCGGAUCAACAGCUGAUCACUAGAACGGACAAUGCGGGGUAAACCCAAUCGAGAUAAAGAGAGAGAGAGCGAGAGCGAGAGUAAGAGAGAGGGAACACCGUAUAUAGUAAUGUAGCAGCAACG
This is a messenger RNA of Radiomyces spectabilis, 972 nucleotides long. RefSeq names its product Phospholipase/carboxylesterase/thioesterase. The transcript is spliced from 6 exons. The coding region runs from base 22 to 699 and encodes 225 amino acids. Lineage: Eukaryota; Fungi; Mucoromycota; Mucoromycetes; Mucorales; Radiomycetaceae. Gene Ontology annotation, biological process: protein depalmitoylation. Gene Ontology annotation, cellular component: cytoplasm. The record is from RefSeq and is a predicted model, not a curated record. Gene Ontology annotation, molecular function: palmitoyl-(protein) hydrolase activity; carboxylic ester hydrolase activity.